Molecule: messenger RNA, 1503 nt
Organism: Dioscorea cayenensis subsp. rotundata (Guinea yam)
Lineage: Eukaryota; Viridiplantae; Streptophyta; Magnoliopsida; Dioscoreales; Dioscoreaceae
Product: plant cysteine oxidase 2-like
Exons: 5
Coding region: 331-1146 (271 amino acids)
Molecular function (GO): oxidoreductase activity, acting on single donors with incorporation of molecular oxygen, incorporation of two atoms of oxygen
Source: RefSeq, a predicted model, not a curated record
UAGUACUAGUGUUCCUUGGCAUGGCUUCUGCCCCUGGUUUUCCAUCCAAACAGGAUAUUUAUCCACCACCAUUGCCAUUUGCCAUUUGCCAUUUGCCAUCAUACCAUGCUGCUCUGCCAUUCCUUCAAUCUCUCACCACAUCCAUCCACCCUUUUGUACCCAUCCAAUCCACCAUUCACAUCUCAAUCUUCACCAACGCACAUGUAUCAUAGUUUCCCAAUAUAAAGGUCCCAUCUUUGUCCUUCGCUUCCAUCCUCUACCAUCGAAAGCAACGAUUUUUUAUUGGUUUUUGGUGUUUUUGGUGUGGUGGGGGAUUUCUUUGUUUGUUUCAUGAGGGUCGACGGGCAGCUGGUUGAGAAGCCUUAUAAAUCCUCGUCUAAGAAGAUUAGGCGGCGGCAGAAGAAGGCGGGAUCCAUGCAGAGUGCUGUUCAGAGGCUUUAUGAUGUUUGCAAGGAUGUUUUCGCUGAUGGCGGCGCCGGUGUUGUGCCGCCACCUGAGGAUGUUGAGCGGAUUCGAUCCGUUCUUGAUAGUUUGACUCCGGCGGAUGUGGGGCUUUCGCCGAACUUGCCCUUUUUCAAGAAAACUGAAUACAAAGGGCCUCCUGCCGUGCGAUAUCUUCACCUUUACGACUGCCCCAGAUUCUCGAUUGGCAUUUUUUGUUUACCUCCAACUAGUUGCAUCCCUCUCCAUAAUCAUCCAGGAAUGACUGUUUUCAGCAAACUUUUAUUCGGUUCGAUGCACAUAAAGUCCUACGACUGGGUAGAUGUUCCUGAAAACUUUAAUCAGCCAUUAAAAUCUGGACAUUUUCAACCACCGGGGAUGCGGUUGGCUAAACUUCACCGGGAUGCUGUUUUUACUACACCCUGCGAGACCUCCAUUUUGUAUCCAUUGGCAGGAGGCAACAUGCAUCGUUUUACUGCAGUGACCUCCUGUGCUGUUCUUGAUGUGCUCGGGCCACCUUAUUCCGAUGCGGAAGGAAGGCCCUGUAUGUACUACAAUGAUUUCCCGUAUGCGAGUUUUUCUGGAGACACUGAUUCUGUGCCCGGGAACGGUGACGAGUAUGCAUGGCUUGAAGAAAAGGCUAAACCCGAUGAAUUCUUUGUACUUGGAGCAAAGUACACCGGACCGAAAAUCAUUGAGCGCUGAUUCUAUUAUCAUCAUGAUUUUGCCGUCUUCGCUGCGCCGGCACCCAUCCUUUGAAAUCUGCUUGUGUAAAUACCUGAAUUGAAAGUCUCAACAAAAGGAAGUUCACAGAGAAGAGUUUUCUGCCAUUGCUGUAGCAUGUUUAGAACUCUUAAGUCAAACAGUUGUUCUUUGUAUAAAAAAUCUUCAGUCAGAGUAGUUCUAGAUGUACAAUCAAACGGUCAACCAUGCUUUUAGUCUUUUUCUUAAAUCUUUGUAUACUUGAUAACAAAGCAAUUGUUCUUUCAUUGUCUCUGAGAUCUUGCUUCCUUCAAGCACACUGAAUGAAAAGUGAAAACAGAAACAGAAUAAAGUUUGUCA